Messenger RNA from Penicillium daleae, 2262 nucleotides. RefSeq lists its product as uncharacterized. The record is from RefSeq and is a predicted model, not a curated record. Gene Ontology annotation, molecular function: arylsulfatase activity. The transcript has 2 exons. Bases 1 to 2262 code for a protein of 753 amino acids. NCBI's taxonomy places the organism in Eukaryota, Fungi, Ascomycota, Eurotiomycetes, Eurotiales, Aspergillaceae.
AUGGCCGCUGCCAAUUUCUCUGUAUACGUUUUCACUGGGGCGGAAAUCCACUGGCGCCAAGCCAAAUCCUUUACGAACGAUACGGCUGCCAUACGAACUCUCCUCACAGGACUGACCGGAUUUUUGAUUGGAGAGGGACUGCUGUCGAUGGUUGCAGUUAUAUCUGCACGGCCUGUACAUAAGCUCACCGGUCGUAUUUUACAUGUCCUGGUAUGGCCAUUUCAGUGGUUGUUCCCUCGUGUGCGACCGUACGUCGUGCGACCGUUGGAACGACUACGAAACCGAUCCCAACCAUCCACCCUCCCCGACCCGGAAAUAUACGAGCGCAUCGCAUUGCAGGAUGAUUAUUUCAAUGAUUCAAGCGAUGAUGACGAGUCGGAUUUCUUAAUUGAUGCCGCUGCUGGCAGUGGCUCCCAGAAACAGACCCGAAUUACGGAGAGAGCUCUACCUCGAGCACUCAUGCUGCUCGCGUUUUGUCUAUUCGUGGUACUUCGGCUAUGCCGGCCCUCGGACCCCAUGUACUGGUUCCUUUCGGGUACAUUGCCUAUGGCAUCCUUGUUCGAAGGUGGCCAUGGCGAUUCGCCUAUUGAAAUCGGGGGAAUACCUCGUCAAUAUGACUACCUGGCUAUGGCGUCGUCUUUGCAACCGCCGCAAUCAUUCGGAUGGAUGCCGAAUGAUCCUGUCCAAGGCUUUGAGGAUUGGGACAGGUCAGACCCAUAUGCCCUUCAUUAUAAUGCUGAUAUGGCUCCGCUUCAUAUUUCUAAUCUUGACCACCCCGUUCUUGAGCCCAUCCGAAAGGCGUUAGCUGAAGGCAGUGUCAAAAUCAAACACGUGGUUUUGAUCAAGCUCGAGAGUGCGAGGGCGGAUAUCUUCCCUCUACGGAAGGAUUCGUUUAUGUUCGAACGCAUUGCGGAUUCUUGGAAGGAUAGGGUCAUUCCCGACGAUGUCUUGCAGCGGAUCGCAAACUUGACCCCAACUGCCGAGUAUCUCACAGGCACCCGGACAGGGUUCAACUCUAGUGAUAACGAAGAUACCGGAAGCAAGUCCUACGGUGGUCUCACAGCAAAGAGCGCCUAUACGACCGCCACCUACACGCUUAAAAGCUUGACGGGCACCCUCUGUGGCGUGACACCGUUAGUGGCCGAUUUCAAUCGCGAGUGGGAACAUCACAUUUACCAACCCUGCUUGCCUCACGUAUUCGAAAUGCUCACUCAGCAGCCCGGUAUCAGCAACGAGACCGAAGACUUUACCAAGUGGCCAUGGCAUUCGAUGUGGAUGCAAUCUGUCACUGAAGGAUAUAAUAAUCAGGACAAAUUGACUCCGAUGCUGGGAUUCAAGGACAAGAAGACCAAGGAGAUCAUCGAGGGCCCCGAUGCCAAGUAUCCACCGAAAGGUGAGGAAGUGAACUAUUAUGGCUAUGCCGAUACCGAGCUGGAGGACUAUAUACGCGAUGCUAUUGACGAUGCGGAGCGCGAUCACGAACGUCUCUUCUUAACGCAUUUGACGGGAACUACGCACCAUCCCUGGGGACUGCCAGGAGAUGUAUAUGACCAGAUUCUUGGCUCCUUGACGGGGCAGAAUGAGGAUCUAAAUCGGUAUCUGAACACCGUCACUUUUGUGGAUAACUGGCUUGCGACCAUCUUGGGAAUCCUCCAGGAGAAAGGUGUGGCUAACGAGACCCUUGUGGUGAUGGCUGGGGAUCAUGGCCUGUCUCUUCCAAAUGACGGCGGCAUCACUCCCUACGACAACCCGCACGUCGGCAACUUUCACGUUCCCAUCGUCUUCGCCCACCCACAUCUACCACCAGUCGAGAUUACUACUCCAGUAAUCAGCAACCAGAUUGUCCCCAGCAUCAUCGAUCUACUACUCGAGUCCUCAUCCCUCAGCGAGGCCACCGCACCAGUCGCCCGCGACAUCCGCUCCCUUUACGAAGGCCAAUCCCUCAUCCGAACAUUAAUCCAAGAGAAAGACGGCCGACAAGACUGGCAGUUCACCGUGAUGAAUACCGGUGGCUCUUGGCUUAGCGUCCGCUCCGCCGCCAAGCCACAAUUCCGUCUGGUCAUCCCGCUGGUGACGGACGUCGAGUGGAGGUUCUCGGACUUGGACAAAGACCCCAAUGAGGAUCAGCCAAUCUCUCGAUUUAGCUUGUUGGACUUGGCUGAGACGAUUGGGAAGAAAUAUGACCCAGAGGUUCUCAGUUGGCUUUGGGAUGCGGCUUACGUUGCUAAUUGGUGGGUCGCUGAGAAUUGGCAUCGCUACUGA